Coregonus clupeaformis (lake whitefish) is the source of this 3902-nucleotide messenger RNA. Its product is annotated as E3 ubiquitin-protein ligase RNF152. Gene Ontology annotation, molecular function: ubiquitin protein ligase activity. The record is from RefSeq and is a predicted model, not a curated record. Gene Ontology annotation, biological process: protein polyubiquitination; negative regulation of TORC1 signaling; apoptotic process. Gene Ontology annotation, cellular component: lysosome. Lineage: Eukaryota; Metazoa; Chordata; Actinopteri; Salmoniformes; Salmonidae. Bases 661 to 1293 code for a protein of 210 amino acids. The transcript has 3 exons.
UCUACCUACAUCAAGCGGGAACGCGGAGCCAGAAUUUCGCAAUCGCUGCCAGUCCAGUCCAGUCUAGUCUAUGCUCGUUCUGAGGAGACAGAGCCCAGGUACAGAUAGAAAAAACAAUCAAACAGACACUGAAGCUGAAAGUGGAUUGCUGCUGUAGGCUACUUUAUGCAUACAUGACACAGCGGAUAUUAAAGCACUAACCACCAUCGUCUCAUCGCCUCAUCUCACACAGCUACAGACGCACAAAGGAUCGCAAUAUCUAUCAGGGUGUUCCUUCUUAUCAUCUUCCUAUAUGAACCACCAUGUGACCUCGAUCGUCCUGUGACAUCACACCGACACUGAGACGGCCAGGUGGGUGGAAGGACACCGAGCAGAGGCUACGUGAUCAAACAGCACAGCUUUGCUCUGAGGAGGAUUCAAGUGCCUUAUAGAGGUUCUGGAUACCAUUUGGCUUUCUGCUACUACAGUCAAAUAAUAAGAGACAUUCUUCUUUGUCAUCCUGGUUAACAGUUGAGCACGUUCUCUCCCUUCUCCUGAAACUAUAAAGCACCUAGCCUUGUGAAACCAGCCUAUUCUCGUGAUUGCUAACAUUCUGAUAAGUGAAGUGAAAGGAAACGUGAAAGCUACUAUAAAGGACCAAUAAUAACAAUCCAUAACAAAAUGGAGACUCGGUCUCUCUCGCAGGACUCCAUCUUGGAGUGUCAGAUCUGUUUUAACUACUACAGCCCGCGACGGAGGCCCAAGCUGCUGGACUGCAGACACACGUGCUGCUCCGUGUGCCUGACCCAGAUGAGGUCCAGCCAGAAAGAGAUCCGCUGCCCCUGGUGCCGUGGCGUCACCAAACUUCCCGCCGGCCUCUCCGUCUCCCAUCUCCCCGAUGACCCCGACAUCAUCACCGUCAUCGCAAUCCCGCACGCCUCCGAGCACACGCCCGUCUUCAUCCGCCUGCCUAGCAAUGGCUGCUACAUGCUGCCCCUGCCCAUCGCUAAGGAAAGGGCACUGUUGCCCGGCGAACUGGGCUGCCGGUUCCUGCCAGGUGGCAGCGGGCAGCAGAAGGUAGAUGUGGCAGUGGUGGCCAUGCCUGAGCUGCAACCCCUGGGGAUGAGUCUCGACAGCCUGGAGGAGGCAGAGAGGAGGGGAGCCGGGGGAGGUGGUGGUGGAGGGAAGGGCUCCACGUGGUCCGGGGUGUGUACAGUGAUCCUGGUAGCCUGCGUCCUGCUCUUUCUCCUGGGAAUCGUGCUCCACAACAUGUCCUGCAUCUCCAAACGCUUUACUGUCAUCUCCUGUGGCUGAGGGGAGGGGCCAGACAUCACAUCAAUCACCAUGUUCCCUCCCACUCCCUCCUGCUGUAGCUCUACCCCCCUCCUCAGCCUGGAUUAUGACGAGAAUAAAGGAUUUUACACCUAUCAUGGAUGGCCAAAAAAAUGACAGACAGAGACAAAGAGAGAGAGGGGGGAACUACAAAUAAACUGGGGACUGAAACUCAUUUGCUCCUAUUAUUGAUUUGGAGAUAUUCUGGAGACACAAAAAAACACACCUUUCAGUCAACUUGAUGCACCCCUCUACACCUCAACCCCCAUGACAAUAUCCCCCUCCCCCCAGUCCCCUGUUCUCUCAGAAGGAGGGCCUCAGCCUCAUGGAAACCUUGUGGAAAUUUGAGGUACCCUGUGGACCUAUGGACCCGGGGACCUAAUUUGGGGGCCCCUGUGCCCCCGGGACCUGGUGGUGAUACACCAUGGUUGUCCUGGUCCAUUUCCUUCUGUGGUCAGUAGUCAGUCAGUAAUCAUGUUGUUUAGCUAAGUGUCAGUUCUGAGCACAUACAGUAUCUCCAGCUGGAGCUGCAAUAUACAGUGUUUGGACUUAUUGGUAGAUCUGGGAUCAAAUACUAAUAUACUAAUCUUUUCAAAUACUUUGAGUGUUUGCUUAAGUCUGCCUGGAGUGCCAGAUGGGUGAGGUAUGACGUUUUUGGACUUUUCUAUUGGUUUAUUAAACCAGGCAAGUUUAAACAGAUAAGGUAUUUCAAUUGAUUUUCCAAGUAUUUGAAACCCAGGUCUGCUUUCUUUAUUUCUGUCCUCAGUGCUGAGGCGUAACAGACAGUGUAUACAGUAACUAUGUAUAAUCCACUACACCACCUCUAGCCAAGGGUUGUUCCAAGAGGGACUGAACAAUCAAUACUGGUGGUGGUGGUUCGCUGUGUUCUGUGUCCCAAAUUACACUCUAUUUAUUAUAUAGUGCACUAUGCAGGGGAUAGGGUGCCAUUUGGGGCGAUUGCUUUGUUUAAAAUAUUAUCCUAAUCUCUCUAACGCUCUAAAAACAGAGUGCUUACUUACUGUUGCUCCAAUAUAUAAUGCAGUACUAUAUGUAUGUGUUGGUAUUUUGAUCAAUAAUGUUUUAAAAACAAAAACAGGGAAAUAUGUGAUCUCUGUGUUGAGUUAUGAACAUAUAAACCAGCCUAUAUUUGAUAGAAAGCACAUACUACAUGUCUUCAGUAGCCAGCCAGCCUAAAGUAGUAAUGAUUGAGUUACUGUAGUGUUGCAAUGAUUUGUCUAACCCCAAUGCCCUUUACUGAGAACAGAUGGUCAUUGCUUUUAAUAUUGAACUCUCUGGACAGUAUUUACAUGAAGGGAGAUCAGUGUGAGAGAUAGAGCAUGUGGGUGAGCAUAUGACUUUGACCUGCUUAUCACGGACGCCCACCCACAUUCUCUAUCUCUCAUACUGAUCUCCCUUCAUGUUAAUACUGUCUUUGAUCUUCAUAUGGGGCUGUGGGGUCACAGUAAGGUGGUGUGAGGGUGCUGGGAGGGGCUAGGAGUGGGCGGGCGGAGGGUCAAAGUCUUAAUGCUAAUCACAUUGAUAUAUGAAGAGUUAUACAUAUUUUCUUCUUCUUCUCCAUGUAUGUGUCCCAAAUGACACAUUUUUACCUAUUUAGUGCACUGCUUUUGACCAGUGCCCAUAGUGCCCUGGUCAAACGUAGUGCACUAUAUAGAGAAUAGGGUGCAUUGUGGGACACAGCCCAUGUCUUUGUUGUUGUUGACAAAAUUAUUAUGAUCCGGUAUCUACUGUAUUAAAGCAAUUUAGUGUAAUCACAAACAAACAAACAGGGUGAACUAUUUUGUAGCAGCCAUGUACAUACAUGUACAGACAUGAUUGUAUUUCUCCUUGUUGUCCUUCUUUCUAUUUGUGUUUACAUGUUUACUUCUGUCUGUCUGUAAUAGUAGCCUGGUCUAGAAUCAGUUCUUAUUACAGCAAGUUAGAACCCUUGGUGGACAGUGUUUAGUGGAGAUGCGUUUAGACUGAUCUAGGAUCAGUGCUCAAGACAGCGGGUUAGUUAGGCACUUUGUUAGGGUUACAGAAUUCGGUACAUUUUUUACAACAUCCUGGUUGGAACCAAUCACAGCCAGAGAGGAGGAGGUUGUAGAAAUGAGAGACUCCAGUUGUUGUGGGGAUUGGCUGUUCAGCUCUUACCUACAGAUAAUUGCACUUGGUCUGGCGGCUAUCAAACUGGUGCCGGAACCACCAACGGCCAUGAUGGAACCUCUGCCUGAACACUAUAUAUGCAUCCCAAUAGUGCACGAUAUGGGCACAGGCUCUCUCUAUCUCCACCGCCCUCGAAAACAUCAAACAGACCUCCUGGGCUGCCACUGUGAUUGGCACUAAUGUAACUCAAUAUUGGACUCCUUAAAAAGGCAGUCAGUGAGUGAGAAAUCUCAGUUUGAUUGCCGAAAAUAUCUGUAGGUAAGAGGUGAACAGCCAAUCCCCAGAACAACUGGAGUCUGUCAUUUCUACAACCUCCUCCUAUAGAUCAUUCCCCGGUUUUAAACUGGGGAAUUAUCUAAUGGUAUGUACAGUUGAAGUCGGAAGUUUACAUACACUUAGGUUGGAGUCAUUAAAACUAGUUUUUCAAC